Messenger RNA from Amoebophrya sp. A25, 389 nucleotides. NCBI's taxonomy places the organism in Eukaryota, Dinophyceae, Syndiniales, Amoebophryaceae. The record is from the annotation of a GenBank genome assembly.
GAGCAGCAGCAUGUAUGCCCUGAGUGUAGUAAAGUUUUCAAGACUCGAAAACGACUUACGGACCAUGUAGCAGUCGUGCACACCGCUGAGCGGGCUUACGUGUGCGGCGUUGAAGGUUGCGGAAAGAGUUUCAAGAAGCAGGCACAUCUGAUACGGCAUGAGGCGAAAGUGCAUAAAAGUAGACCACUUCCUCGUGCUGGAGAUUCGGGUCGAAAUAAUGAGGCUAGUACCAAACCGAAACCACUGAAUUUCGCCUGUCCUCACUGUGACAAACGUUUUUGUGACAAUCAGAAACUGAAGAAACACAUGGUGAGCCAUAACAGGCUGCGAUGUGAGAAGUGCGGCGCUACGUUCAAGAAAAAGGGAAAACACGAUAUGCACAUAGCGUU